AUGCGUAGAGAUGAUACACGUAUAGUUUUGGUUAACCGAUACAAUUACGAAGGACAACAAAUACAGAAAAUACAACACAAUAACAAUGGUCAGCAAUUAUAUAAUGAUCCUAACUACAUCACAGAGAACAUCAUCGGUGAUGUUAUUGUGUCUGACUAUUGGCGUGGUGUAGUGGUGACAGAUCGUGGAGGACGACAUCGAUUUUCUUACACAGGACCUCCAUCAGGAUCGGGACUAUCACCAUAUGGAAUCUGUACAGACGCUCUAUCACACAUCUUAGUGUGUGAUUUUAUCACCGGGACAAUACAGAUGAUUGAUAAGAAUGGCCACUUCUUGUAA
Molecule: messenger RNA, 339 nt
Organism: Saccostrea cuccullata (small rock oyster)
Lineage: Eukaryota; Metazoa; Mollusca; Bivalvia; Ostreida; Ostreidae
Exons: 1
Coding region: 1-339 (112 amino acids)
Biological process (GO): negative regulation of translation; protein polyubiquitination; proteasome-mediated ubiquitin-dependent protein catabolic process
Molecular function (GO): translation repressor activity; ubiquitin protein ligase activity
Source: RefSeq, a predicted model, not a curated record